UUAAAAAUUCAAAUUUUGUAUUAAACUUGUUAUAGAAAUAGUUUUUAAAUUUAGUUCCUACUUUAUUUAAAAAUAAUUAAAAAUCAAUGGAUUCGUGAUCAAUGGAUUAUGGAAUAGAUAAUAAUGCAAGUUCCUGAUACUGCAUCUCCGAUUAGUUUUGCUCAUGCACCUGUAAGUCGCACACUAUUAAUAACCUAUGGAGUUUCGUCAGCCACUGCCUCACUUUUACUUUCCAAAUAUCAUUCUGAGUUUACUCUCAAUUGGAGAAAUGUUGUUGAGCAUAAACAGGUUUGGAGAAUAAUAACAUCACAAUUUAUUUGUGAUAGUUAUUUUGAUUCUAUAUGCACUUGUGUUAUGGUUUAUAAUCUUUUGGUGCUUGAAAGGAGAUGGGGAACAAGAAAGUACCUUUCAUGGCUUCUUUCAAUGUGGUUUAUGUCUCUUGGAUUAAACUUUAUUUUAUAUAAACUGGCAUUUAAUAACAUUGAUAUUGCUCCAUGUGGACUUUAUGGUCCAAUCUUUGCCUUGCUAGUAUUUUAUCAUAAGGAAAUACCUAGCGGUAGUCAGAAAAACACAUUUGGUUUUUUGUUUACUCGAAAAAUGUUUACUUAUUCUCUUGCAUUACAGAUUUGUAGAACAAAGAAAUCUCUACUAUUGGCUGGUUGUGGAAUUAUAUCAGGCCUAAUAUAUCGUUGGAAUAUUUUCAAAAUCCAACAAUGGCGUCUUGUUCCUGAAUCUAUAUAUUCAUUUUUGUAUUCUUUUUAUUCCUAUUUCCUUCCAAGGGAGGAGUCUCUUCCUUCCAAGAGAGUUUUUAUUGGAGCUACACCUGAAAUUCAUGAAGAUAUAUUAUAUGACUAUGCCAUUAAAAAGCAAAAUUUUACGCGGAGAUAUGUUGCUAGGGAUCAGAUACAUCAAGGAUAUUCUGAUGUAGUUAACCCAUCCUUUUCUCAGUUGUUCCAACAAGGUCAGCCUGUUGAGGCAUCAAAUGUUAAUCCUGUUCAAACACCUUCAGAAGAAAAGAUUAAAACUCUUGUCGAUAUGGGGUUUAGUCGUGCAGAUGUUGUUCAUGCACUUUUAAGUUCAAAUGAAGAUUUGCAAGCCGCUACCUCCUUACUGUUAUCUUCUACUUCCUCUUCAUAAUUCGCUUAUGAAUAUCUAGUUUUAAAAUUGAAAUUGUUCUUUAAUGAAUUUUUUUAUUAUUAA
Molecule: messenger RNA, 1200 nt
Organism: Hydra vulgaris (swiftwater hydra)
Lineage: Eukaryota; Metazoa; Cnidaria; Hydrozoa; Anthoathecata; Hydridae
Product: ubiquitin-associated domain-containing protein 2
Molecular function (GO): serine-type endopeptidase activity; protein binding
Source: RefSeq, a predicted model, not a curated record